AUGGGGUUCAAAAAGAAGAUGCUCGAUUUUGAGGGGCAAAUCUCCGAUGUCGAAUCUGAAUCAGAUGCCGAAACUCCGAUCUUACUGCGAUUCCCUUUCCUCCAGCUACCGUCUGAGAUCCGCCUACACAUUUAUCAUUACGUCCUAUUCACCCCGACCCGAAAGAGUGCAUUGAAGCGCACUGGCAAUGUUGGAUCUUCGGCGAAAAAAAGCAAACCUCUAGCACCAUCUUCGCAUCGCAUCGCCCUGUUCCGUGUCUCGAGACAAAUCCACGAUGAAGCCGCUCACUAUUUCUAUUCAACUCAGAUAUUUCGUGUGUUCCCCGUGCAGGACUUUUUGCGCAUGCCCACAGUCCGGGCUUUGCCUCGACGCCACCGCUCUUCAAUUACCACAAUCGAAUUGAUUGUGGGAUCAAGCUGGACUGCACCCCCAAAGUCAUGGAUUGUGAACCAGAGCCUAGGGCUACACGACAUGGAGCUUGUACGCACGUUGAAAGUGUUUGUGCAGUGUGACCCUUCACAACCUGCAUUCGAAGGCUUUCGCAUCUCCAAGGAAUAUUAUACCGACUUCUGUGGCAAAUUGUUACAUCAAAUCCUGGAACGACUUCCGGGUCUAGUUCAGGUCGAAUUCGAUGCCUGGCCUUCUGUAGAAAAGAAUGGACCUUUGAUGACUCGUUUGCUUACGGAAACCCGAGAUGCUCAGAAAAAGGUUCUUUGGGGCCCUGAUAGAGGUUGGACCGACACUCACGAUGACCACGAGAAACAUGACCUCACUGAUGCAGAUUCUGCCUUUGAUGGCCUACGGGCCUACUCCUCUGAUGUUGUUGAAGCUUUGAGCAACUCACUUCAGAUCGUCACGCUGGGCUCAUGA
Penicillium vulpinum is the source of this 870-nucleotide messenger RNA. RefSeq lists its product as uncharacterized. Lineage: Eukaryota; Fungi; Ascomycota; Eurotiomycetes; Eurotiales; Aspergillaceae. Bases 1 to 870 code for a protein of 289 amino acids. The record is from RefSeq and is a predicted model, not a curated record. The transcript has a single exon.